Molecule: messenger RNA, 993 nt
Organism: Tarenaya hassleriana
Lineage: Eukaryota; Viridiplantae; Streptophyta; Magnoliopsida; Brassicales; Cleomaceae
Product: probable ribosomal protein S11, mitochondrial
Exons: 2
Coding region: 63-773 (236 amino acids)
Biological process (GO): maturation of SSU-rRNA from tricistronic rRNA transcript (SSU-rRNA, 5.8S rRNA, LSU-rRNA); translation; ribosomal small subunit assembly
Cellular component (GO): mitochondrial small ribosomal subunit; ribosome
Molecular function (GO): structural constituent of ribosome; small ribosomal subunit rRNA binding; mRNA 5'-UTR binding
Source: RefSeq, a predicted model, not a curated record
AAACAGUUCUUCAGAAAGGGAAAAAAAAACCCUAAACCUUCACGAACAGUGACGGGAGCGACAUGAAUUCCCUUUCUCGCUACCUCUGCGCUUCUUCUGUUUCUUCUUUUAUUCGUGUAUGCGGCCGGAUCGAGUGCUUCUCGCGGUUUUCCUCGAAAUCAAAUGGAUUCUCCGGGAGGAGUUUUGAGCAGCAAGCGCCAUUUACCGGGGCCUGGGGAGGGAUUUCCGGAGAAGGAAGCGACAAUUCGGCUACUAAUUCUCCCACUCGUUCUGCACUUUUUCGGGAAAGCGGCGGGUGGGGGAAUUCAAAAUCAAUGGAUACUGUGAAAGGAAUACUAGCGCAUGAAGAGAGUAGAAGGCCGACAGUGUAUCCCUCCUUUUAUCGCGGAAGUUCCGAAAGAAACGCAGAGGUUGUUCACAUAAAGAUGUUGCGUAACAACACCUUUGUUACAGUGACGGAUUCAAAGGGAAACGUCAAAUGCAGGGGCUCGUCUGGCUGUUUGCCCGAGCUAAAGGGUGGACCAAAGCUAUCGAGAUAUGCAGCUGAGGCAACGGCUGAACACAUCGGAAGAAAAGCAAAGACAAUGGGUCUAAAGUCGGUGGUCGUCAAGGUGAAUGGGUUCAUCCACUUCAAGAAAAAGAGGCAAGCCAUUGUUGCAUUCAAAGAAGGUUUCAACAGCUCUAGAUCGGAUCAGAAUCCCAUCGUGUACAUUGAGGACACGACUAGGCGUGCUCAUAACGGAUGCAGAUUGCCGAGGAAACGUCGGAUUUAAGUUUUUUUUUUCCCGUUUAUCACUACAUAUUGCAGGUUCUCUCCCCAUGUUUGGAGCCAGACAGUUUCUGUUGAGGAAUGCUACAGAUGCGUCUAAGAAGCAAUGAGCUUAAUAAGUCGAUUAUGUUUUUGCGAAACGUGUACUGUAUGUUUCUCACUUGUGUGUCUGAAAUUUCCUCCUGUUUUUAUAGAACAAGGCUGGAUGGGUUUUGCUUCCGUUU